Molecule: messenger RNA, 6292 nt
Organism: Acanthoscelides obtectus
Lineage: Eukaryota; Metazoa; Arthropoda; Insecta; Coleoptera; Chrysomelidae
Source: the annotation of a GenBank genome assembly
GUCUAAUAAGCGAUGUUUGUGAAUGACGCGACCGUUACAAUUCAAAAAUACUUAACGGUCAAAAUCAAACAGUCAGGUAGACAGAUUUUUCUCUCCGUUGUAAAAAAGUGAAAUAAUAAAAGAGUCGCGGCACCAGUUUUCCUGAAAAUGGCUAGUACGCCCUUUAAAAAACCCCUACCGUGUUCUAGCAGCACAGAAAGUUUACCCACUUCCGAGGAUGGAGCUUCAACACAAACUUCGGGAGACACCUAUGCAGACAUUCCCCUGGUACCCCUUUUCGACGAUCUGAUGAGGAAAAUAGACGCAUUAAAGGGUAACAAAACUCACUAUUUGGAUACCUGCAUAAAUCUUGCCGAACAGAUCAAAUUUCUGUUCAGUGAACAUAAAAUCGCCUUGUUAGAAUGUAGGAGGUUGUUGAAGGAACUGGACAACAAAGUGCAAGAAAACAGCGAUAUUUUGAGGAACCUUCAAAAUGCCAGAACUAUGUUGGACAAUGAAAAAAGAAAACGAAGACAAGCAGAGAAAGAAAGGGAUAAUUUGAGACACAAGUUUUCAGAGUGGUGUAUUUCAUUGUUGAGGGAUGAUGAGAAUAGGAUCUUAGAUAAGUAUAGAGAGGAGAUGGUAAAGAUAAACAUCUAUGAGGAUCAGACAUGGAAACAUUCCAAUGCUGAUCAUGGACAUGAAGAUAAUCAUUUGAGGACUAUUCCAGAAAUUAACUCUACAGGGUCAAUUUUGUCAGAUUUGAGCUAUUCUAGAUCUGAGGAUGAUUUAGACAGCUCAUACUGUAAGACUCAAAAGAAGAGGGAAGCAUGGAAGACACUGUACCCUACAACUAAAGAAGAACCAGCUUCUAAAAAGAGGCGUUCAUCAUCUAAUGCAGCAGUAGAGAUUGGGCCAAAAGAUACUGUAAGAGCCACCACUACAUUGACUGUACCAAAGCAUGGACCUAUCACUGCUACAUCUAUUAUUGAAUCAUUACCCCAGGGUGACCAACAAAAUGGUGGGCUACCAGUCCCGCCAGACAUGGUCUUUGAAUCAUGGGCUCAGAAAGGAGCAACUCCUAAAGCUACAACAGACAUCACUGCAAAAGGCACUCCUCGUUCAUAUCUUGGGACACCGCAUCAUACAUAUAAGGGCACUCCAUAUGCAGGAACAUACAAGACUCCUAACAUGGAGAGCAACAACAAUCUGAGGCAACACUGCUUCCAGCAGAAGACGGCUAUGGUUCCAGAAACAUGUUUAGGUUGCAACAAGCGCAUCAAGUUCAGCAAACGCCUCUCCAAGUGUAAAGAUUGCAAAUGCGUUUCCCAUCCCGAGUGCCAGGACCUGUUGCCGUUGCCUUGUGUUCCCAGCGCUUUCACACCUAACCAGAGAAAAAUCAUAAGCGGAACGGUGGGGGACUAUGCCCCUCUUAACCCGCCUAUGGUGCCGGCACUGAUUGUGCAUUGUCUUACGGAGAUUGAGCAGAGAGGGCUCAAUGAACUGGGUCUAUAUCGCAUCCCCGGCUCUGAGAAAGACGUCCGCGACCUAAAGGACCGUUUCCUGAACGGCAAGGGCUCCCCGAACCUAAAAGACCUAGACAUCCAUGUACUAUGCAGCUGCGUGAAGGAUUUUCUACGGUCACUGUCAGAACCCUUGGUCACUCACCAUCUGUGGAAGGAGUUCGCACAAGCGGUAACUGCCAGAGAUGAAAGAGAUGUGCUGCCUGCGUUGUAUCAUGUGCUAGGGCAGUUGCCGAGGCCAAAUAGGGAUACGUUAGCGUUUCUCAUGCUGCACUUGCAAAAGGUUGCAGAAUCUCCAGAGUGUAAAAUGCCUUUGGAAAACCUGGUGCGCGUAUUUGGACCUACCCUUAUGAGAUAUAGCAGCGACGACCAAAAUCUGGGAAAAUGCAUGGAAGAGACCGAAAUGGGCUUCAAGGUGGUAGAGAGGAUGAUUCAAAUGCCUACAGAUUAUUGGCUAAGUUUUGUGAAUGUAAACACAAACGAUGCACCUGGCAAGUUACAGCAGACCCCGAGCACAGAUUCGUUACUCAGGCCUAACACGGGCAAAUUUUUGACACCCAGAAGAGCCAAGAGGCUUAGAGAACACAAGAAUAAGUUUUCUACGCCUCCGUUUAUGAAGUAACUGCGACAUUUAUUCGUUAUCGUACAGGUAAUAUGUAAACGAUAGCCUAACUGAUAUAACCGAUUAAGCGGGAAGUUAUGAUGAAAUCAUUGAAUUUAUUUACUGCUACCGAUCUACCACAUUAAUAAAGUGUAUAUUUAUAGAUUCAUAUAAUUGCCUCGAAACUGUACCAACAACAAUAAAGUAGCACUAGUGCCUAUGUUGAACUUUUAUUUCUUGUUGCGGAAUGGUUUACAGUCGGGAAACAAUCACAAUAGUGUUUUUUAUGCUACCGACUAUGAAAUUUCGAUAGUGGUUACUUUGGCAAGUAACAUAUAGCAAAGGUGUAUAAAAUAGUACAUCAGGUCCGUUAAAGAAUAAGUCCAGUUUUCUAUAUUUUCUUCAAAAUGAUAUUAGAGAUGACAUCUAUAGCCAGACAGUACUGUUUCAACCACCUCUGUCAGACACCCUUAAACUUUAAUAAAUUGGAGUUGGACUUUCGUCAUAGUAAAGCUGAGAUUUAUACUGAGUGUCCAGGAACAAAUUUCCCUUUUCAAAGGAUAUUAAAAAAUUGUCUUGAAGUUUUAAAAUUAAUUUAUUGAAGCAAAAAUACACACAGUAUAGCCCCUUUUCAAGUUUUAAAAAUUAUAUUGUCGAGGUGCCAUUCCGGUCGAAAUACUCCUGCAAUGCCAUCUUCAUGUGGUAAAAAACUGCUACGCAUAAUUCAGGUGUAAUUGCUCGAAUUUCUUCCCGUAUUUUUUGUUUCAAUUCUUGCAAAUUCCUAGGCCGAUUAACAUAAACUUUACUUUAAAGGUAUCUCUACAAAAAAAUGUCACAUGGGGUGAGAUCUGGAGACCUCGCUGGCCAGUUUAGAUCUCCAAAGCGAGAGAUGACCUUUUCAGGGAAUAAUUCCCGAAGCAUUGCACAAUAACGAUCACUAGUCACAGUCUAGGCUAUGCUACGUUGGUUCUCAAAAAAGAACGGACCGAUAAUUCCUAAAGCCGACAUUGCAUACCACACAGUUACUUUUGGGCUAUGUAGGGGCUUUUCGUGUUUUUGCCUUGGAUUCUCUGGUGCCCAAUAGCGACAAUUUUGCUUAUUAACUGCGGGUGAAAGUGCGUGUCGUCACUGAACAGAAUAAUGUUAAUUCGGCCGUUUGCAAAAAAAAGGUACGACGGUUUGUAAAGUCAUUUGGGUUUAAUUUUUGCACUAUUUGAAUGAAGCUUUAAAUCUCUCCUUAAAUUAGUGUGAAAAGAUUCUUUACGCAAACCUGUGAGGUUUUACGAACAGAUCGACUUGGAUUUUGAAUUAGAGCGGCGCGUACAGCUUCAACAUUCUCAGGAGUAGUUACAGUCCUUAGUCGACCAGGGCGUUUCACAUUUAAAGCUGACAAUUUUCUCUAAACCUCUUCACCAACGAUUUCACUAAAUUUUUACUUGGUGCGUCCUCCACACGCUAAUAUUGAAGUGAGCACAAAACAUUCGUCUUGCAAUUGAGUACGAGUCAUUGUUCUUCAAAAUAUGCCUCAAUAAUUUCAACUAAAUAAUCCGCAUGGAUUCACAAAAAAGGGAAAUGUAUUCCUGGAUACCUUGUAUAUGUUACUUGGGGGACUAUCAAAAGACUGUACCCCAGUAGCAAGCUUGUUUUAAUGGGUUUUAUUUUGAGCGAGUCACAUUGCAAGCCUGCAAUUUACGAGUAUAUGCUGAAUAGUGUCUUUCGAAUUUAUCAAAAAAUAUCAUUGCAUCGAAUUAUUUAUGAUUAAAGACAUUUAUCCAAUAAAAUAUUCAUGUUAGAAAAUCCAUAAAAAUCCAACAAAUGAAGGAUUUUGUCAACUUUCCUAAAAAAUUCAAUUGUUUACUAUAGGGAGGAAUAGUGUUUAUAGUAAGAAAUUCAUUAAAAAAAAAAUAGGUUUAUUUUCAUAGUCAUACUGGUAUUAUUAAAUGAAUCAGUUGGUGAGUUUGUCUGUUGAAUAUAACUUUUAACACUGUUAUUGCUAUUCUAUUUAUUUAUUUCCGCUCCACAAAAAACAUCGUAUAGGAAUUUUCAUACAUUUUCAAAUCUAAAAAAACCUAUAUCUAACAAAAAACAGUCAAAUAGUAAAAAAUUAAGAUUUAUCGGCAUAUACCACAAUAUCCUUUCACACUAUGAAAGCUAUUUUCAAUUAAAUACUUUUUUAAGAGAUUCUUAAAUGUCUUUAGACUGUGGCAAUUCUUUAUUUCCAAAAGAAGUAGGUUAAACAUUUUUAGGCCAUUAAUAUUUAGGGACUUACACAUAAUUUGAGUUCUAUAGGUAGAACUGCCGUCUUUGGUCCUACGUUCCAAGAAGUUUCACAUGUCUAUUUUUCUCUGUCUCUGAGCAGUUUUUCGUUUACUUGGAAAUCAUUCACCGACGCUAUUAUAUUCCAACGCCUUUGCCCUUCAGUGUUUCAUUUUGCCUAUAUUGAGUCAGUUAAUAAAGGUACUAGUUAGUUGUUCUAUGCUUAUAUACUUGGAUUGUUUGGCAAUGAUCUGGAACUAAUAGUAAGGUUAUACAUUUAUUUCUAUAGUUAUUUGGACUUAAGUUGUAUCAAAAUAAUCUAUGUGAUGUUGGUAAUCAUAUCCAGGGUAUCCUGAAAAUUGGGACUUGGCUUUUCAAAAACUGUCGUUUUGAAAUAACAAAGCUAAUUUGCUGUAAAACAUCAGCAAAAACGUAAAAAGGAUAUUGAAGAAAAGUACUCAUUGUUCGUUUGAUUAGGAAUUAGAAGUUCUGCCCUGUCACAUGUUUUAUUCAUAAAUACUCUUGUUGUUUCAAACACACAAAGGACCGGCUACAAAACAUAUGGAAAAUGUGUUUCAGUCGAUUUGUCUAAGAAUUCAGUUUGAUAUAUGUCUUGCCUUCUCGAAGAAAAGUGUCCUUGGAACCUAAGCAAUCCUAUGAUUAGUUUCUGAGAAAUAGGUGGAUAAAGUUUGCUUUGUUUACCAAAAAAAAAUGGUGAAUGUGCCGAUUGUAGGUCUCAGACCAAAAACUCGGAGAAUCAGUAUACUUAAAGAGAUAUCUUUUAUUAAAGCAGCUUGUAGGAAGGUGUUGAGAGGUGUCAGGCUGACCAUGAUCCUUACAAGUUCAGUUUCAGGGCAAGUUUUUUAUAUGUCUAUGCUGGAAUAUAUCUGGAACGAGUUGCUCGAGAAACUUGAAGAACGGGUAGCUUAGUUGAUGUAGUACUUUUAACGAAUUUGAAAAUCUACAAAGAUUACCGUUGAAUAAAAAGCUUACGCUUUCAUUUGACCUUGUAAAUUACUAAUCAAAGACAAGGAAACAACCACGACUUUUUUGUCCCCUUGGAAAGCUACCUGUCCUAUUGAUUUUUCUGAAUUUAGAGCAACUCAUGCUAGAUCUAUUUCAGCAUAAACAUAUGAAAAUCAACUUGCCUUGUAAGGAUCAUGCUUACGAUCAACAUGACUCAACACACCUUCCUACAAGGUGUUUUAAUAAAAUAUUUCUUUUAGUAUAUUGAUUCUCCGUGUCUUUGAUCUUACAACAAUAGGCAGAUUUGGACCUAUGGACACUUUUGUUCGGGAAGGCAAGAAAUAUAUCAUACUGAAUUUUUAGACAAAUCGACUGGGACCCAUUUUCCAUAUGUUUUGUGCCUGGUCCUUUGUGAACUUCUUCCUUAAUUUGCAACAUUUGGGGGAGUCUUGGGCCUUUUACUCAACUGCCUUUGUACGAUGUAAAUAUACUCGCAAAGUAUCAGUAAACCUUUGGAGACACCAUAAACUAACAUUCAAUCUAUAACUUCGUUAUUGCUAUGGGAAGGUGCCGAUUUUGGGUUUUUAAAUCUGUAAAUAAGCUAGGUUAACCUACACACCGCGCGGCGCCUGAGACUGAUGCACAUCGUACCACAAAACAUGUUACUUUUUCAUGUAGCAUUCUGGAUUGGGAUGGACCAUUCUGUGUUUUUCUGAACUCAAUGUCUUGCUAUAAAAACUUGCUUGUAAAGGAAAGUCCCAACUUUUCGAAUACCCUGUAUUUUAUGUACUUAAAAAACACGGUUUACGUUUUCUAAGUGUAUUUUACAACAAAUAUGUUUGAAAUGAAGAAAGCGACAAGAAUGAAUGUAUGUGAUAAAGCGAUUGUGUGUACGCGUUUAUUUAGUAGUUUUUUUAUAUAUUUUUUUUGUUUAAUUUCAUUCUAUCCAACAUGAACAAUUUUGAGC